Messenger RNA from Paramacrobiotus metropolitanus, 2659 nucleotides. Its product is annotated as angiotensin-converting enzyme-like. Gene Ontology annotation, biological process: proteolysis. Bases 466 to 2475 code for a protein of 669 amino acids. Gene Ontology annotation, cellular component: plasma membrane. NCBI's taxonomy places the organism in Eukaryota, Metazoa, Tardigrada, Eutardigrada, Parachela, Macrobiotidae. Gene Ontology annotation, molecular function: metallopeptidase activity; peptidyl-dipeptidase activity. The transcript has 15 exons. The record is from RefSeq and is a predicted model, not a curated record.
GAAAGAUGAUGGAGCAUUAAUUUUAUGCUGCCGGUUGUAUCCACUAAGCCCGGUUGUAGCUAGACACCGAUUAUUAAAAUUCACUGCGACCGCAAUAACGAGUCACGUUUCUUCAUACUUUAAGUUGUCGUUAAACUUGGCGUUACGUACAGCCGGGCAUCAAUAAUAUUUUGUUGCAUCGAGUGUUGUUGUUGCGCCGCUGGCAGCGAGUGUGGCAAGGUAAUCAUCCAUCGGCGCUGUGAUUUCUCCGCGUCUCAAAACAAGUACAGAUACAUCCGACUGGCAUACGGAUUACGUCGAACUCUGGCAGUGACUGCAGCGGACUGUUGUCAAUUCCUGGCAUUGUUGGAUUGACCGUCGUUCGUAUUAUACUGCUGAUUUCAUAAAGCUGCUAUAAUUAGUUAUCUGGACGCCAGUAUUACUGGUAUUAUUCCAUUAGUAUCUGCAUAACGUUAUAGUACGUGCAUGAGUGCACGUUUUGUUUCGGAUCCAUUUUUUAUAAUGCCGCGCCAAGGACUAAUCAAAUUAUCCGGAGUUUUUAUGUUGGUCCUAUAUACCGCACUAGUGGAUGCCAAUUUCUAUCCUGUUGAUCUGGACAAUUUUACCCAGAACGGCCACCCGGAUGCGUCCAAGCUGGACAGUGCGCAAUACUUCCGCCAGUGGCUCAAAGAAUGGUACAAUCCGGUGGCCACGGAGAUUACACGCUUCGGCGCGCUAUCCUCCUGGGACUUUGAAACCAACAUUACCAAGGAGACCGAAGCCGACACGGUUAAGCAAGCGCAGCAAAGCGCCACCUUCUCCAAAACCCUGGCAAAGAUGAUCGUUCGCUUCAACGUCAGCGGCAUGCCGGCAUCGGAGGAGCAGUUGCGCCGGCUGCGCAAGGAUCUGAGUGAGUUGGGCGACAGUGCGCUGGAUCCGGUGGAAUUGUCCGAGCUGACCUCAACCGUCAAUCACAUGAGCAGCGUCUACUCCACCGCCAAGAUCUGUUUUGAUGCCGGCAGCAGGACUUCCGUAGCUCAGCUGCGCAACCUCACCGGCACCGGCCAGUGUCCUGAGGAAAUGCGGGUCGCCUACGAUCCCGUGGUGCUCAAGUACAUGCAAAACUCUUGGAACGAUACGGAACGUCGCAAAUACGCCUGGACGGCGUGGCGCGAUGCCAGCGGAAAGACAAUCCGCGCCAACUACACGCGCUACGUCGAGCUCAAGAACAAAGGAGCCCGCCUUUCAGGUUACGCGGACUGUGGCGCCCUUUGGCGUUCCAAUUACGUGGUAGAGGGUCUGAACUACACCGACGCCAAAUUCUUGGAGGAUCUGGAACGGCUCUGGCAACAGAUCCGGCCACUGUAUUUGGAGCUGCACGCUUUUGUCCGUCGCAAGCUCAUUAACAAAUUCCCCACGGAUAACCUUUCCCCCACUGGACCGGUGCCGGCUCACAUGAUGGGCGACAUGUUCUCGCAGGCGUGGCAGGGUAUGCUCAACUUCACGCAGCUCUUCCCCUCCAAGCCACUGCUGGACGUCACCGAGGAGAUGAAGCGGCAGAACUACACCGUGGAGAAGAUGUUCCGUCUGUCAGACCAGUUUCAAACCGAGCUGGGUUUGAUCCCCAUGCCACCGGGAUUCUGGAACCAGACAGUGUAUACCAAGCCCAAGGAUCGCGACAUCGUCUGUCACGCGUCCGCCUGGGACUUUUACACCGUCAACCCCGACGAUGUCCGUAUCAAGAUGUGCACGGAAAUCGAGAUGGAUGACCUCAUCACAAUUCACCAUGAGAUGGGCCACAUUCAGUACUUCCUACAGUAUUCCACCCAGUCGCUGGUGGCCUUCCGGGAAGGCGCAAACAGUGGAUUUCAUGAAGCUGUGGGCGAUACGCUGGCGCUGAGUGUCAAAACACCCAAACAUUUGUCCUGGCUGGGACUGCUCAAGAACAACACGGAAGACGAAGACAGUGAUCUUAACUUCAUGUUCGUAACGGCUUUGGAGAAGAUCGCCUUCCUGCCCUUCGCGUACGCCAUGGACCGGUACCGUUACGACGUCUUCUCCGGCAAUAUAUCUACGGAACAACUCAAUUCCGGCUGGUGGAAUUACGUGACGAAAUACCAAGGUCUUGUGGCGGGAGUAAACCGCUCGGAAGCCGAUUUUGACGCCGGUUCCAAGUUCCACAUUGCCGCCGACGUGGAGUACAUGCGAUAUUUCAUCAGCUUCGUCAUCCAGUUCCAGUUUCACAAGGCCCUGUGCCAUGCCGCUGGCCACACCGGCCUCCUUUACCAGUGUGAUAUCAACCAGUCCAAAGCUGCCGGCAAACUACUCAGUGAGAUGUUGUCGCUGGGCUCGUCGGAACCGUGGCCGGUGGCCAUGCAGCGCAUCACCGGCUCACCACAGAUGGAUGCUGGCGCCCUGCUAGAGUUUUUCUCGCCCCUCCUCAAGUUCCUUCAAGAGGCCAACGCCAAGAACAAGGAAAAGAUCGGCUGGGAUUAGUCCGGCUAUUCAUUCUCUUUUUCCUCUCACAAUGUCACAAACCAAAUCAUUUUUUGUUCACGUACUUAAUCGCGAUCACAAACCGAAUAUUUAUCUAAUCAAACAAUGAAUGUUAAGGCUGCUUUGUGACGAGCAGCGCUGGGCAAGAUGCGCAAAUCAAAGAUUAAAUUACAAAUAAAAGAAA